AUGUCUUUGUCUUCAUACUACCCUCGACAAGACUCAACACCUACACUCCCUGAUCGGCGACCGUUUGGGUUCGCCGAGCAGGUGACCGGUGGAGGAAAUGGCACAGUCUACAUCGUGGAAAACAUGAUGGAUUUGCGGGCUGCGUUGACAAAAGCCGAGCCUCGCACGGUUUACGUCAAGGGCGAGGUCACGGGCAACCAGAUCAACGAAACGACCUAUGGAGACUGCCAGCUCUACAUCGACACGAGCAAUGUGCCCAGCUACAACUUCACGCUCUAUGUCAUGGCCCUGAACUCGACUUAUACCGAUGCCGUCAAGGCCGCCGUGGCUGCGGGGGAGGAGUUCGAAGGAAGGAAUGCCACCGAGUAUUUAGCCCUUCUCAACAGGCAAAACGGCUGGCGCGGGACAGCACAGAAUGUGCAGAAAUCAUGGGAGUCCAUAAAUGUCCAAGGAGAUCUGACGCUGGUCGGGUGGGAUUCCAACGCCUUCCUCAACGGCGUGUCAUUGGUUUUCAACGUACAGUCGAACAUCAUCAUCAGGAACCUGCGCAUGACCCCGCCGCGAGACUGCUUCCCCGCGCCCGAAACCUACCCCAGCAGUUGGAACGCUCGGUACGAUGCCAUCAGCGUCGUGACGUCGAGCCUGAUGUGGCUCGACGGCAACAUCUUAGAGGACGGUCCUUCUGCGGUGGCGCCGGAGGAUUUUCUCUGGGGUUGGAAGGUCGACAGAUAUGACGGCCUCCUGGACGUGGAGGACGGUUCGGACAACAUCACCUUUUCCCACAACAUCGUCGCCAAUCACCACAAGAGUCUCCUCUGGGGUGGAGGAGAGAAGGAGGGUCCGCGCGAUAUCGGAAAGAUGAGGUUUACGGUCUUCGGCAACCACUUCGUCAACUCCAUGAGCCGGAACCCGCUGAUGAGAUUUGGCACCUUCUACAUCGCCAACAACGUUUUCAGCAACUACAAUAACAAGGCCCCCAUUUUCACAUAUGACAACUCUUCGUCGACAGUGGCAUCAUCGCUGAGGCGGCGCAAUGACUCUUACACUCCUGACUUCCAAUACGACCUGGGCAUCUAUAACAUGUCAUCUGUACUGGUAUCUGGUAACUACUUCGACCAGUCGGGCACAUAUCCAGACGACCACACGAGGAUCUUCACCUUCAACGACCUCGCGACGCCGAAUGCACCAGCCACAUUUUGCUCCCCGCCUGACCUUUCCGCUCAGGAUGCAGCUCUCUAUCCUCAGCUGAGCAGUCUCGCACAGCUCUCUUCCUCAUUCAACGGCCAGCCCGUCAACUUGACAGACAAUGUGCUACAGACGUUCGAGUACUUCAUCAGCGUAAAGACCGACUCGGUUGCGGGUGGGCUGGUAGAGAGCUGUGCGAAGUUCGCCGGCCAAGAAAUGCCGGAAACGUUCGGUGCGGCAGAAGAUGUCUUGGAAUAUGUGCAGAGCAGUGCAGGCCAGGUUGGGCGAAAUACACCUUGA
Molecule: messenger RNA, 1485 nt
Organism: Truncatella angustata
Lineage: Eukaryota; Fungi; Ascomycota; Sordariomycetes; Amphisphaeriales; Sporocadaceae
Product: pectin lyase fold/virulence factor
Exons: 3
Coding region: 1-1485 (494 amino acids)
Molecular function (GO): pectate lyase activity
Source: RefSeq, a predicted model, not a curated record